GAAAUUCACAGAUUAAUGACCUGCAGCAUUUGUAAUCAGGAAUUCCAGACGAUGUACGCUAUUACGAGACACAUGCAUCGCUCACACAGCAGUGUCUCUAUAUCGUGCACUAUCUGCAAAUGCGAAUUUGGUAAUUCUACAGCGUUGAGAUCGCACAACAAACACGUUCAUUUGAAGUCGGGUUUCCAGUGUGGCAUCUGCGGGAGACGAGAUAUCUUCAGUGUGAUUGAGCUGGAAACACAUUUACGCCGACACAAAGAUAAACAACGCGUAUCAAGCAUGCAUGUUUGCACAACGUGCGGGCAGUGUUUCGAUAAGAAGCCUCAUUUGUCCGAACAUAUGAUCAGAUGUCACAAUAAAAUUAAUCCUUACAUAUGUCCGAUUUGCAAAAAGAGCUUCGAAAAACGUUCGAAUCAAAUACAACAUAUUCUCACGCACAUGCAUAAUGUAUAUGCGUGCGACAUCUGCGGAGCGAAAUUCCCGCGAAGAUCUUCUUUAAUAUGUCAUAGGAAAAUGCAUCCUGGACCGCUCGGGCCAUUGCCAAUUAUACCUAUAACGGGCAUUGUGAGCAAGUUUGUUAGAGAUUAUUUGAACAGUAACAAGGGUCUGUCAGAUCCUUAAUCGUAGAUUUGAUAUAAUUAAGUCUAAAAAGUAUUAGCGAAUAAUUUAUUUUAUUCGAAAUUGCUCUUUCUUUAGGAAAUAGGAUUUUUAUAAAGUAAAGAUAGACUCUUUCGCGAGAGUAAUUUUUCUAUAAGCGUUUUUAAUUAUGUCGUCGCAAAUUGCAGUUAUAAAAUAAG
Camponotus floridanus (Florida carpenter ant) is the source of this 797-nucleotide messenger RNA. Its product is annotated as zinc finger protein 865-like. The annotation marks the transcript as partial. Gene Ontology annotation, biological process: regulation of transcription by RNA polymerase II. Lineage: Eukaryota; Metazoa; Arthropoda; Insecta; Hymenoptera; Formicidae. The transcript is spliced from 2 exons. The record is from RefSeq and is a predicted model, not a curated record. Gene Ontology annotation, molecular function: RNA polymerase II cis-regulatory region sequence-specific DNA binding; DNA-binding transcription factor activity.